AUGACACAAUUUGGAAUAACUAAUUCAAACAAUAAUGAACUAGAUCGUAUUCUUCCAUUACCAUAUCUUCCAACAUAUAUUGCACGUCGUCCGGUUAGUUCAAAAUCAAAUUCAGAAGAUACGAUACCAAUUUAUAAUUCAAUAUUUGCAACAAAUUGGCUAAAAGCAUCGGAUAAUCAUGCUGCAAAACAUCGUAAUGUUUAUGGUUCACCAUAUAUAAAUAUUGAUCUAGAAUCGAUCCAAACUUUACCGAAACAAUAUGAUACAUAUAAGCAAUAUUUAUAUCAACAGGAUAAUCCUAAUUCAACCGAUUCAUUGAAUCGAAUUCAUCCAUUAAUUGUUCCAAAUCAUUUAACACGAACAAGUAUGAAAUGGUCUCAAUUUCUUGACGAACAUCCUGAUCGUUUUAAAAUUAAUUAUCCAUUACCUGAUGAAGAAAAUGAUUUAUAUGUUCCACCUCGACCAGGCCGUUAUCCUUAUCAAACAAAUAAAGAAUUACCUAAUUUCUAUGCAGGAUUAACAAGUCGAAUUCAUCCUGUAACAAAUCCAUUUCGACAAAUGGAAUCAAGACAAAAGUGUACAGUUGCUCAUCCAAUAUGGAUUCCUUAUGGUACUGCAUCUCAUCGAUAA
Messenger RNA from Rotaria sordida, 630 nucleotides. NCBI's taxonomy places the organism in Eukaryota, Metazoa, Rotifera, Eurotatoria, Philodinida, Philodinidae. The record is from the annotation of a GenBank genome assembly.